AAACUCUACUUGCAGACGAUGCUUUCCUUACAUCCACCAAUGGAGCUGGUCAGAUGGUGACACGCCAAACAAAGGAGUCAGAUCAGCAGGGAAUAGCGACUUCCAAUGCCGUUGAGGAGUGCUGGGAAGGUGCCAGUGAGGCAACAAGUAGCUCUCUUCGAAGUUUCGUCAAGAGCUUCGCAAAUCCUCAGCACUCCACUGCGCUGGCCAUUGCGCUCAGCCUCAUUGCGGUGGGAAUCCAAGCGUGGGAAGAAGAAGUGAUCCUCAGCAGGGCACUUUUCCUAAUUGGGCUGCUGGUAAUACCUGCAGCCAUUGGGCGACCAUUGCCGCCAGCAGAAGUGUUUGAAUUGGUUGAGAUUGACGAAGUUUCGAGGACGCAGCCAAAGGUUGCUGAGGUGCCACCGGCACAAGCGAUGGAUUCGACGCCAUAUCUGGUGUGACCGCAACGACUUGUGGUGACUAAAGCGUUGUGGCGCAGAGAAAAGUAC
Cladocopium goreaui is the source of this 488-nucleotide messenger RNA. NCBI's taxonomy places the organism in Eukaryota, Dinophyceae, Suessiales, Symbiodiniaceae. The record is from the annotation of a GenBank genome assembly.